Molecule: messenger RNA, 390 nt
Organism: Elephantulus edwardii (Cape elephant shrew)
Lineage: Eukaryota; Metazoa; Chordata; Mammalia; Macroscelidea; Macroscelididae
Exons: 2
Coding region: 1-390 (129 amino acids)
Source: RefSeq, a predicted model, not a curated record
AUGGAGGCAGUGUCGAUUCCUUUUCUACUGGGUGGGCUUAUUGAUUGUUUAGCCCAGCUAAUAAGAAUCUCUGAAGAGCUUUUACAGGCCAUGUUACAAGAAGUUCCUGUCAUGGAACAAAAUGAUAUAGAUAUAGAUGCAGAUGCCCCAGAUGCAGAUGCCCCAGAUGCAGAUGCCCCAGAUGCAGAUGCCCCAGAUAUAGAUGCUUCUGAUAUCAUAUCACUGCCAGAUAUUUCUGAGAUCUCAGAUUUUGAGUCAAUACUUACUGCAGAAGAUGAUGAGCUAAUCCUUGAGAUAGAAUCUUCUAUGAUCUAUGGAGAGGAUGACAUCUGUGACAACGAGCUCAUUGAUGUGGACAGUGACAUUCGAGGGGCUUCAAGAAGUGACUAA